UGCACCCGACAGAGUUUCGCACGCUGCACGCUGUAGGUCUGAAAAAUAGCUUCUUCUGAAACACCAAGUUAAGAUACGAGAGAUAAGAGAAGGGAAAAUUUGUUUGAACGGGGCCUAACUCUGUAUGCAAAAAAUGAAAUUGUUUGUGAGCGAAGGUAAUCCGCACUGUUUGAAAGCGUUGGCUGUACUAGAACUUACUGGAGUGAAAUGCGACGUUCAACAUGUCAACCAUGAAGAGAAAGUGGUGCCAUUCCUCAGUCGUCCAACUCUGCCUGUUCUGCAUCUUCCAAGUGGUCAGUACCUGUUCAGCAGCAAUGCCAUCUGCCAAUACCUUUUUGAUGUCAGCAAAAAAGGGUCCAGCAAACAGAGUCAUCAGUGGCUGGAAUGGGAGGCAACAGAACUUCAGCCCGCACUGAUGUACGCCCUCCACUUGGUGGUGGUGCAAGGGAAGACCGCAGAUUCAGCCAAAGGACUCGAAGCUCCACUUAGUUUCCUGGAGCAAAGCUUGAGCAAAAGGACGACGGCAUUCUUGACAGCAGAGACUGUGGGAGUUGCAGACAUUGUCCUCUGGGCCGCGCUUUAUCCUGCUUUCCUUGAGAACGGUUUGAAGACAAGUGAGCUGAAGUCUACACGAACCUGGUUUGAGCGGGUGGGGGUCCUGCCAGCCUGCCAGGCCUCGGUCCAGACCGUGUUGAAGGGGAAGGGUGUAGAGGCCCUGAAGGGCUACCUGCAGAAGCAGCCUGCUCCACAUGGCCAACACACCCAGCCCAGGAACACACACACAAGCAGCAAUGGAAGCCCCACAGAGACAGAGGACUCAGACCAUAACACGACAGAAGAAGAGAUUGAGGCGGCGGCUCAGAUCUGGAAUCAGCAGAUUGAUUGUCAGAGCAAGCCUGAGAGGAAGCAUCCCAUCCUCCCUGAAGAGGGGAAGCGUAAUGUCCUGAUCACCAGCGCUCUGCCUUAUGUCAACAAUGUGCCUCAUCUGGGGAACAUCAUCGGCUGUGUGCUCAGCGCUGACGUCUUCGCUAGGUAUGGCCGCCAGCGGGGCUGGAAUCUGCUGUACAUCUGUGGGACCGAUGAGUACGGGACGGCCACCGAGAACAAGGCGCGGGAGGAAGGGCUGACCCCUCAGGAGAUCUGUGACAAGUACCACGCCAUCCACACCGAUAUCUACAAGUGGUUCCAGAUCGACUUUGACUUCUUCGGCCGAACUACCACCCAAAAACAGACGGAGAUCGCUCAGAACAUCUUCUGGCGUCUCCACGAACGUGGUUUCCUCAUCGAGGACAUCGUGGAGCAGCUGCGCUGUGAGAGCUGCCAGCGUUUCCUUGCCGACCGCUUCGUGGAGGGCGUGUGUCCCUUCUGCCAAUACCCAGAGGCCCGUGGCGAUCAGUGUGACAAGUGUGGGCGCCUCAUCAAUGCUGUGGAGCUGAAGGAGCCCCAGUGCAAAGUCUGCAAACAAACACCAGUCAUCCGUUCUUCUAAACAUUUGUUCCUGGACCUGCCAAAGUUGGAAGCUAAUCUGGAGCAGUGGCUGGACCGGUCGGUGAGCACAGGGGACUGGACGACCAACGCUCGCAACAUCACCCGCUCAUGGCUGCGCGACGGCCUGAAGCCACGCUGCAUCACCAGGGACCUGCGCUGGGGCACCCCAGUACCACAUCCUGACUUCUCAGGCAAGGUGUUCUAUGUGUGGUUUGAUGCUCCAAUUGGUUACUUGUCAAUUACUGCAAACUACACAGACCAGUGGGAGAAAUGGUGGAAGAAUCCAGAACAGGUGGAGCUGUACAACUUCAUGGCAAAGGACAACGUGCCAUUCCACAGUGUGGUGUUCCCCUGUUCCUUACUGGGUGCUCAGGACAACUACACACUAGUUAACAACCUCGUCGCUACAGAGUAUCUGAACUACGAGGAUACUAAAUUCUCCAAGAGUCGAGGUGUGGGGGUGUUUGGAGACAUGGCAAAGGACACAGGCAUCCCGUCUGACGUGUGGCGCUUCUACCUGCUCUACCUGCGGCCCGAGGGUCAAGACGCGGCCUUCUCCUGGGCAGACAUGGCCCUCAAAAACAACUCGGAACUGCUCAACAACCUGGGCAACUUCAUUAACAGAGCUGGCAUGUUUGUCGGUAAGUUCUUUGAGGGCUGCGUGCCUCAGGUGGUCCUGCAGGAGGAGGACAAGCGCCUGUUGGCUCAGGUGGGCUGGGAGCUCAAGCAGUACAUCCAAUCGCUGGACAAAGUCAGGAUCCGUGAUGCCCUGAAGUGCAUCCUGAACAUCUCUCGCCAUGGAAACCAGUAUAUCCAAGUGAAUGAGCCCUGGAAGAAAAUCAAAGGAGGUGAUGCAGACAGGCAGCGUGCGGGCACCGUGACAGCCGUGUCCGUAAACAUGUCUGUCCUCUUGUCUGCCAUGCUGGAGCCCUACAUGCCCACGGUCAGCGAGACUAUCCGGUCCCAGCUGCAGGCACCACCAGCCAGUGCCCAUUUCAUGCUGCAGGGGGAGGGCAACUUUGUCUGCUCGCUGCCAGCUGGGCACCGCAUCGGCACGGUUAGCCCGUUGUUCCAGAAGCUUGAGGCUGAGCAAAUUGAGACUUUGAAGAAAAAAUUUGGAGGACAGCAGCCAGAGGAGGAAGCAUCUAAGAAGCAGCCACAGACCAUCACCCAGAACAAUGCCGCCACCAAAGCCAGCGCCCCUGUGGCUGCAUCAGAGACGUCCGUCAAGGCCGACCCUGAGCUCGUCAAGCAACUGGUGGCCGCUAUAGCCGAGCAGGGCGACAAAGUCCGGGCUCUAAAGGGCCAGAAGGCGGAGAAGGCUGUGAUCGGAGCAGAGGUGGCCAAACUGCUGGAGUUUAAAAAACAGCUGGCCUUGGCCGAAGGGAAAAGCCCAGAACCUGCCCCGCAGAAGGGAAAGAAGAAGUGAGACCUUAACGAGAGGUGAUUGAUGGAGAAGAGUAAUCUUACCGAUUAGAAAUGAGUGGGGGAAAAUGAUGAGGCUCGUACAGUUUUGGGAUCACAAUGAGAAAGAAAAGACAAGGCUGCAUUCUGUAGAAGCCUACACUGGCUUUAAAGGCAAGGACUGGAGAAAGACCCUCCAUUCAAAUGGAGAAGACAAACACCAUCAAAGCCGCAGGAAUUCUCUUGAGUGUUUUUCUGAGGCAACGGAUGUUGGCAAUGAAAGGGAAUUGUUUCAUAGGAACAUCAAUUCUUUAAUAAGCCCUUUCAAGUCUGUGUGAGUUGCGAUGGUUUAUGCAAGGUCUGGGCUUGGCUGUUUAUUGAAAGAAACGGAUGUAUGUUUUUUGCCAUGGAAUACAUUUUUAAAAUUCAGUACAUACUUCAGGGAUUGUAAUACCGAUUGUAAGGCCGUAUUCAAAAUCUGUCUUUUGGUGAUCAUAGUGGUGAACUCAUAUACCAUAUGUUUGUCAUGCAGCCAAAUUAUGCAAUUUCCACAAUAAAAAUCCACAAUAAAUGUUUUAAUACAAAA
Molecule: messenger RNA, 3478 nt
Organism: Clupea harengus (Atlantic herring)
Lineage: Eukaryota; Metazoa; Chordata; Actinopteri; Clupeiformes; Clupeidae
Gene: mars1
Product: methionyl-tRNA synthetase 1
Biological process (GO): methionyl-tRNA aminoacylation
Cellular component (GO): aminoacyl-tRNA synthetase multienzyme complex; cytosol
Molecular function (GO): methionine-tRNA ligase activity; ATP binding
Source: RefSeq, a predicted model, not a curated record